UUUCGUAGAGGUAACAUCGAUUUGUUGACGUUUUUCUACUAUUUGUCUUUUUAGAACGCGCUACAAAAAGAGAACGGUUCUUCUGCUCUAGUGCAUUGUGAACACGAGUAAGGAAAUUAAGUGCAUUGUGUUGCAGCAAGAAUUUCGAUAAUUAGUAGUUUCUGGUAAACGAGAAUAAACUUUUCUGACCAUGAUGUCAUGUUAAGAAUGUGGUGGUAGAUUUUAGUAUCAAUCAUUUAUUAAACAUCGCGGAUGAGGGUACCCGGUAUAGAUAAACAAUGCUCGUUAGUGAUUUUUUCGCCAGUUCAACACCGACACAUUUACGCUUUUAAAUAGUGUUGUGAAACUAUAGAGCAGAACAAGAAAGACAAAGAAAACGUUUCUACAAUCGGCAGUUCGGAAUCAUCGAACGAAAAAGGAUCACAGUGCUGCGUUAGGUGAUCGUCAUAGUAAGUUGUACAACUUGAAGUAGAACACGCGAUAUGGGUAUCGGCAAAGAGACGAAUUGGGAAGAAGGCGCAGCAGCUCUUAAGGACUGGUUAGCAACACAACCACAUUUGCCACAGAAAAUCCAUCCAUUACUAUUGCAACGAUAUAUCCACUCGACCAAAGGAGACAUAGAAUAUGCCAAAAAGAUAUUCAUUCAUGGCUAUACAAUACGACAAAACAAUCCUCACCUUUUCAGCGAUCGUGAUCCUUUGGAGCCGAAAGUGCAGAAAAUCCUUCAGGCUAUUGACAUGGUUCCUUUACCACCAAUCGAAGGUUGUGAGGAUAGGUUCAUUUUUUAUCGUUUAGUUGACUGCGAUCCAGAUAAAUUCCAUUUCAAUGAUGUUAUACGAACUUUCUUCAUUAUCGCCGACAGUCGCAUGAUUCAAUCGGAUGUGCCAAUGAACAAUGGUGGCGACAUUCCUAUUUUCGACAUGCAAGGAUUCACUCUACGCCACCUGACCAAGGUGGUGCUUUCUAGUAUGAGAGUUUACAUGAAAUAUACACAGGAAGCUCAUCCAGUGCGAUUGAAGGCGAUACACGUUAUCAACGUCACUCCCUUCUUAGAUCGUGUAAUGUGUUUGAUUAAACCAUUUAUGAAAAGAAAAGUUGCUAAUAUGAUUCACUUCCACUUGCCCAAUUCAGAAACGCUCUUCGAACAUGUGCCGAAGGACGUGUUGCCUGAUGAAUAUGGUGGAAAGCAAUCGAUUACUAAGCAUAAGGCCGAUUGGAUCAAACGGAUUGAGUCGCUGAGAGAUUACUUCACUGACAACAGUCGAUGGAUGAUAGACGACGGCUUGCGAAAGAAUAAUAAUAACAACGAUGUGAUGUGCAAUACACUUCGGAAACUAGAGAUUGAUUAAACCGACGUGUGAGAUAAUUAGAUGUAAUACGGGUUUAAGUGGAUAUUUGUCUGAAAAAUGAAUUUCUAAAAAAAUGUUUUGCAUAGA
This is a messenger RNA of Topomyia yanbarensis, 1436 nucleotides long. Its product is annotated as alpha-tocopherol transfer protein. Gene Ontology annotation, molecular function: phosphatidylinositol bisphosphate binding. Bases 483 to 1349 code for a protein of 288 amino acids. Gene Ontology annotation, cellular component: membrane. The record is from RefSeq and is a predicted model, not a curated record. The transcript has 8 exons. NCBI's taxonomy places the organism in Eukaryota, Metazoa, Arthropoda, Insecta, Diptera, Culicidae.